Messenger RNA from Fundulus heteroclitus (mummichog), 3248 nucleotides. It is a transcript of the gene tfap2c, whose product is annotated as transcription factor AP-2 gamma (activating enhancer binding protein 2 gamma). Gene Ontology annotation, cellular component: nucleus. The transcript has 8 exons. The record is from RefSeq and is a predicted model, not a curated record. Gene Ontology annotation, biological process: regulation of transcription by RNA polymerase II; regulation of cell population proliferation; anatomical structure development. Gene Ontology annotation, molecular function: DNA-binding transcription factor activity, RNA polymerase II-specific; RNA polymerase II transcription regulatory region sequence-specific DNA binding. Bases 410 to 1810 code for a protein of 466 amino acids. Lineage: Eukaryota; Metazoa; Chordata; Actinopteri; Cyprinodontiformes; Fundulidae.
UCUCUGUUUCGUCCAAAAGAGGGAGUCAAGUUUCUUAUACAGCAGUUUUUACCCGCUUUCACAACACAACUCCGGAGCGCGUUGACCGGAGAGAGAAAAAGGGGGGUGAGAAAUAUUUCUUGACAACGACUGUUUUCUCUCACAGUGGCUACGGAGACUCAUAGGCGCAUAGCCUGUCUGCUGUGGGAGCGUCAGUCUGUGGGUCAGUUUGCCCUUGAGCCCUCACCUCGCAACUUUGCUGUCUGUUUGCUGCAGCAGAGGAGCAAGCGGGUUCAUGAUCUCCAGGGAGCUCCCAUUUUUUCCACACCUGGAUUAGCCCAAGGCGACGUUUUCUUUUUCUUCUUCUUCUCGUUGUCGUUGUUGUUGACUUUUUGUUUUGCUGUUAACUUUUGCAACGAAGAAAAGGAAAAUGUUGUGGAAACUAGCCGACAACGUAAAAUAUGAAGAUGACUGCGAGGAAAGGCAUGAUGGCAACAGCAAUGGGAACCCCCGGCUGCCUCACCUUCCAGCGGUCAGUCAGCACCUCUACAGCCCAUCUCCUUCCCUCUCCCACUCAGCUGGUUCAGACUUCCAGCCUCCUUACUUUCCACCUCCGUACCAGCCCAUCUCCUACCCCCAGUCCACCGACCCUUACUCGCAUCUCGGAGACCCGUUCAACAUCAACUCCAUACACCAGUCGCCUUCGUCGAACCAGCAGCAGCCCUCCUGGCCAGGCCGGCAGGGCCAGGAUGGACUCGGCAGGAGCGGACUGGCGAGUCAAAUCUUGGGCCUGGAGGGAGGCUCCUCCGGGGUGAGAAGAGAGGGAUUCCGGCGGCCGGAGCUGCUGCCCCCUCACAGCAUGGACUCUUCAGUUAUCGGCGAUAAUAUGGGGAUUCAUGACAUGGGCCCAGGACUGGAAGACGUUCAGCAUGUAGAUGACCACAGUAUUAUUAUGGCAGAUCAGACAGUUAUCAAAAAAGUAUUAGGACUACGAGGUGGCAGGAACCUUGAUCGCAUACAGAGGACUUAUUAUCAGGGGGGCUUUCUUGCUGGCCCUGUCACACUACCCAAAGGCAACACGCUGGGCCUUCCCUUCCAGAAAGAGUCACUCCUGGGCAUGGUAUCCAACCCCACAGAAGUGUUCUGCUCCGUACCGGGUCGCCUUUCAUUGCUGAGCUCCACAUCCAAGUACAAAGUUACUGUGGCUGAAGUCCAGAGACGUUUGUCACCCCCGGAGUGCCUGAACGCAUCGCUUCUGGGAGGAGUUUUACGCAGAGCCAAGUCGAAAAACGGAGGUCGUUCUCUGAGAGAGAAGCUGGAUAAAAUUGGGCUUAACCUGCCUGCAGGAAGAAGGAAGGCGGCCAAUGUAACUCUACUUACCUCGCUUGUAGAAGGUGAAGCCGUUCACUUAGCAAGAGACUUUGGUUACGUGUGCGAGACCGAGUUUCCCGCAAAGGCGAUAGCGGAAUACUUGGGCAGGCCCCACGUGGAGCGCAACGAGGUCAACUCUCGCAAGAACAUGCUCCUCGCUGCUAAGCAAAUCUGCAAAGAAUUUACUGACCUACUCACACAGGACCGGUCACCGUUGGGAAACUCGAGGCCGGCGCCCAUCUUGGAGCCCGGAAUCCAGGGCUGCCUGACUCAUUUCAGCCUCAUCACUCAUGGAUUCGGUUCUCCGGCCAUCUGCGCCGCGAUGACCUCGCUCCAGAACUACCUAAAUGAAGCGCUGAAACAAGUGGACAAGAUGUACUUGAGCUCUGGCAGUGAAACCCAGGGAUCCUCGGAGAGCGGGAGCAAGUCCGCCGACAAAAUGGACAAGCACAGGAAAUGAGAGCUCAAAAGGAGAAAGCAGGAAUUUCAGAAUCUCAGAAUACACCCAGUCUUGCUGCCCUCUCCCUGUUUUGAACUUUUUGAAACUUAUCUUUAGUAUUACCAUUUUGAGAGCUUAUUUUGUAUGUGGGUGUAUGUGUGUGUGCUUCCACUGUAAACGUGUAUUUCUACAUGGCUGUGGAUUUGUAACAGUCGCCUACGAGACAGUAAGUGUUGACAUCGAAUAGGGAAUUCUGUGGACUUUUCGUUUUUUUUUUUUUUUUUUCUCCUUUGGAGCUGCUUCUGUGAUGGUCACCAGUACCAUUACAUAAUAGCAAUGCAGUUUCAUGAAAGUCCGACUAUGCUACGAAAUAAAGACCCUUUUUGAAGACGAAGAAGAAGAGGGGUAAACAAGUACAUUCAGUUUUUAUUUUUUUUAUUCUCCUAGUGGACAUCAUUUCAAGAUGCAUUGCAAUGGCUGUGAAUUCCUCUCAGCUUCCCUCUUUCUCCUGUGUCUGGAGGCAAAUUCACUGAUUUCCUGUGUCUCAAUGGACCUGCAAAGGACAAUCUGUAAGUGUGUGUGUGACAGAGAGAGAGAGAGAGAGGAGAAAUAUACCCUGUUAUCUUUGUUUUCUCUUCUUUUGUACAACCAGUCCUGAUUGACUGUAGUCUUGUUCUGCGUUGUGUAAUGGGAGAAAUUUUGAGUCAGACGAUCAUUUUUUUGAGUCAUUGCUUGCUCACAAACCAGGUCUACAAAGAUGCUGCAAAAAACGCCUUGUCAGUGUUCGUGUGGAUUACAAGCAUUGCUGCAAUUCUGUUGUCACUGAGAACGCCGUAUCGUUUUCGAAACAAGGUGUUCUCCAUCCUUAGUGUUUGAAAGCCUAAGUUACCAUCAGCCGACCAACAUGCUCAGUCCUACUACAGUGUGUGUGUGUGUGUGUGUGUGUGUGUGUGUCGUAAGAAUGUGUGUAAUUGUACAUAUUUCUUUCUCUGAAAAGGUUUUUAACUAGACAUUAAAUUCAAAAUGUCAAAACAUAGAAUUUUAUUCAGUUUGUUGUCCUGGAAUGUAAAUAUACAUUUUUUUUUUUAAUUUAUGUUGUAAUUUAAUGGGUUUGUGUAAAUAGUAGCAUCCUUCAGGUGUAUGGUUUAACUUUUUUAUCAGGACGUGUUAGCAAGUUUCUUAAAUGGGUUAGUUUUUAUCAGAUAGAGGUUAGGAAGUGGGCAUGAUAUUUUUUUUUUAUAUAAAAUGUAACAAAACUGUUCCAGGAUCAAAUACAAAUAAAAAAAAUGAAAGCCUCAAUCCAGAUGCAGUGUGCAAAUAAUGUUGCCCAGAUCACAGAAACCCAUUUUCCUUUUUUUAUGACCUAGUUUUUUCAACAAUAUUUCACCGAAAAUGGUUAAGUCAUGUGUUGGAAGAUCUGUUGAUAAACAGCAAAAGAAAAUUCCCCCCACUAAACUAA